CAGCCCACGCAUGUUAAAUCUCGUAGCCGAAAGCCCAAAACAAAAAGGGCUCAAAUAACAUCCCUUCAAUACGACAAUCGCUUUAAGAUCGGGAUCGAAUAAACCGACCGCUACCGCGUUUCAGCAGAGACCGCCGGCUGUCGUCUCCGUUCUUUCUCUUUGUCCAUCUCUACUCACAGGUUCGGAGAAGGAAGGUAAGCUAGGCUAACAGAGGAAUUGAUUGAUCGAUCGAUCGUACGGGCAAGCUGUUUUCAGUAAGUAAGCACCAAUGGCCAACGGUCAGAGUCCGGACUCUUCCGCGUUGCAAAAGUAUGGCAUCCCUUUCUAUUCCGCUGCUUGGGUUCCGUACAAGGAACUGAAAUCCAAGCUCCAAUCCGACGAUCAAGCUCGAUCUGAUGACAAGCGUGAAGACUCUAACAAAGAAUCUGCGACUUCCGCUCCGGCGGAUAAAGAUGGGGAUUCCGUUGAUAAGGAACCCUCUGCUGCAGAACCGCAGAAGGCCGAUGGACCUGCUGCGUCGGAGUAUUACGUGGUUUUGGCUGGUGGUGGCGGCGAAGGGCGAAGUGGCAUAGCAAAUGCUAUUGUGGUUGCUCAUUUCGAUUUCGCUUCCAGUACUCUCUCGCCGCAGCCCGUAAGUUUAAGGUUAUUGUUAGGAUAGCAGAGGUUUUGAAUUUGUGUUUGGGAUUUCAUUCAUGGCGUUGAUUUUGAUCGCUUUUAUCGAAUCCUUGGUGCUUGGAUUUUGCUGAAUGCUUUUGUUUGACCCCAUUCAUUUUAGAAUAUUUUCGCAGAUUGAUUUACCAAUUCCAGUAUCAUAAAACGCCAUAAGCAUUCUCUUCAACCAGUUCGAUAAUACGUAAUAGUAUUGUUUAUGCAUUUCUAGAAGAUAUUAUGUUCAUCAUUCUUCUGCAUUCCUCUGUUUCAGGUAGCUAAGCUGGUUCUUGGUUCUGAGUUGCCAUAUAGAAUGGCUGUUCACCCAAAAGGGGAUGGAUUAAUAUGUGCUAUGCAAAACAGUUGCAGGUUCUUUGAGUGGGAUGAGAUCGAAGAAAGUGAAACACGAAAACUGGAUGUCAAAGUUUCGGAUAAAACCCUGGAUCUGUUACAAGAUGUUGGACAACAAUUAGCAUUAGCCUAUGACACUGACAGUUCCACUCUUGCUGUCGGAGGAGAGGAGGGCAACUUGAGGAUUUUUAAAUGGCCAAGCAUGGAAGUGAUUCUGAAUGAGGAUCAAGCACAUUCUUCCGUGAAAGACUUGUGUUUCAGUCCUGAUGGCAAGUUUCUCGUCUCCCUCGGUAGUCGUGGUCCUGGGAGGGUAUGGGAUGUACCUUCAGCAAAAGUUGUAGCUUCGUUGCCAAAUGGAAGUGAUGAAGUGUUCUUCUCUUGUAGAUUUGCACAAAGUAGGGAUAAUUCUCUAAUACUGUAUAUUGCUGCCAUAACAGGUAAAGGUGGAAGUAUAGUGACUUGGAACACAAGUUCUUGGAAAAGGUUACGCUCUAAGCAUGUGGUUCGUGAUUCCAUUUCUUCCUUCAAUGUCUCGCCUGACGGAAGGCUCCUUGCAAUUGGUACAACCCAAGGGGACGUGGUAGUUGUAGAUUCAUCCAAGUUGGGAGUUCAGAUGGUGGUUAGGAAAGCUCAUCUUGGAUUUGUAACUGCGUUGGCCUUCUCACAUGAUUCAAGGGCUUUGGUAUCAGCUUCUAUGGAUUCCAGUGCACGGGUAACAUUGAUAAAGGAGAAGAAAAACGGAGGAUUAAGCUGGUGGAUCAUCAUUCUCAUCAUAUUACUUGCAAUCCUUGCAUAUUUCCUGAAGGAAGAAGGCCUUCUUCCUGACUUUGAUUAGUCGCUUUUUGUUGCGGUAACGUGAAGAAGGGUUUAUACAACAACACAAACAUUGCCAUGUAAAAUAUGCAGAAUUUUGUGCCUCUGUAUCUGUUGGACUGGACUAGGUUGAGUAACAGACUUUAGAACCCCCAACCCGACUAACUAUUUUGGAGCCAAUAAAGGAAAACAAAUAUGACUUUUUGACGAUGUAGACUGAUGUAUGUUCAGAUUUCAGAAACAAGCUGAGUAGAACCCUAAAUGUGUAACUGCACUAUUUAUCCAUGAGCGGAUUUAUGACAAAGCUUCUGCUUGACUGUUCCCUUUCAAGUUCCAAGCAGAAGGUCAUAUGGCUUUUUUUUUUUUUU
This is a messenger RNA of Linum tenue, 2180 nucleotides long. The record is from the annotation of a GenBank genome assembly. NCBI's taxonomy places the organism in Eukaryota, Viridiplantae, Streptophyta, Magnoliopsida, Malpighiales, Linaceae.